Molecule: messenger RNA, 1365 nt
Organism: Scheffersomyces stipitis CBS 6054
Lineage: Eukaryota; Fungi; Ascomycota; Pichiomycetes; Serinales; Debaryomycetaceae
Exons: 1
Coding region: 1-1365 (454 amino acids)
Source: RefSeq, a predicted model, not a curated record
AUGAGCACAGGUAAACCAACUACACCGUUGUCUUCACCAAAAGUCACAGACAAAAACAGCAUCAGACCGUCGACGCCUCCUCCAUCAUCGUCGGGAGACAACUCGCUUCAUAGGAUCUCAGCAAGCUACUUGAAAACGCCAGAACCGACCCUGGAAGUUCCGUUUUCACCAUCCUUGAAACGUACAAAUUCAGGCUCUUACAAACUGCCUGACUAUAAGUUAAACCACAAUAACGUGACCUCACCCUACAGCUCUGCAAACUUGUUGAAGACACCCAGACAUACUGGCUAUGAUUCUGCUGAAAGGCGUCUGAAACUCCAGAAGACUCCACAGUACUUUUCCCCAGCCAAGAAGUUGUUCCAGAAUGAAGAUGGUAGUCCCAAUAAGGAAGAUCUCACAGAGAUAACGCUGCAGCUCAAAACACGAUUGAGUUCUGCAUUGGGCAAGUUGCAACGGGACGAUUCAUCUGCUUCAAGAAAUCACAUCACUUUUACAGAAUUGUCGUUUGACUCAGAAACGUCGCCGACAAAGAAGCUGAAGCCGGAGUCUGACAAAAAAGUAUGGUCGCCAUCAAAUUCUCUCCAAAGAGCCAAUCUAAAUCUCCAGACGUUACAACAAUCGCCUCUUCCCAAGAACACUACCUCACCUCAUUUGGUACAACCUUCAUCAUUUGUUUCCUCCAACUCAAAUUCUCCCUUGAAACAGUCCCCUUUUUUGCAUAAUGAUUUGGAAAAUAGACCCUACCUAAAUAUGCCUUCGCCGGAUGAAGAGUCCAGUGCCCACAAUGCCUUGUUAGCGGCUUUGUCGAGGCAGAGGCGUAAGUCCAGAUCUUCUUUUUCGCUGGGAACUAAACGCAGAUCUUCUAUAGUCACGGCGAAUGAUGAAGGAUCAACUUUAAUUCUUCAACAGCAACAGCCCACAACUCCUAGUCAACAGCAGUCGGUAAAAUUGCCUCCUCUAAACAUAGCUCUAGGGAGUGAUAUCAGAGGAGAACCCUACGGAUCAGGGUUACCUUCGUUUGAAGCUAAAGAGACUCGUAAAACUAACGAACAGGACGCUGUAUUGUCACUCAUGUCGUUGUCAUCACCACAAUCCAUCAAAUUUGGCCACAGUAGGAACCACAGCCUUAAUAACAACAAUACAACCACAUCUGUUUCUUCGCCUGGAUCUUCCAGAUCGUCACUGGUGAUAGUUCAGAGUCCACAGAACCCCCUUCCCCUGCCUAUGCCUAUUCUUCCGCCCAUCACCAGUUUGGUGAAUGAACAGAAGAAGAAGAAGAGAGUACCAACAGGACAGAACAUUGGCAAUGCCAUAGACUCAGAUGCCACUGAUAUAGAUGAAGAUGUGACAGACGAUGAAAUAUGA